This is a messenger RNA of Thamnophis sirtalis, 1525 nucleotides long. The record is from RefSeq and is a predicted model, not a curated record. NCBI's taxonomy places the organism in Eukaryota, Metazoa, Chordata, Lepidosauria, Squamata, Natricidae.
GUAUCAUGUCUCUGUGGCUCAGCUUCUUGUCUCUUGUGUGGCUGUUGUCCCUCUACCAAGAAUUCAACUGUAACACGCCUCAGCUUCACCUUGUUUCUCUUCCUGGGGACAUUAGUGUCCAUCAUCAUGAUAAUUCCAGGAGUCGAAGAAAAGCUGCACAAGCUUCCUGGAUUCUGCGAAGGAAGCAGUUCACCUGUCGGCAUCAAGGUUGACUGUAAGGCCUUCCUGGGACUCAAAUCGGUGUACCGCAUGUGUUUUGCCACAGCUUCGUUCUUCUUCUUCUUCGCCCUGCUGAUGCUCUGUGUCAGGAGCAGCAAGGAUCCCCGAGCCUCAAUACAGAACGGGUUUUGGUUCUUCAAGCUCCUGAUGCUAAUUGGAAUAACCGUGGGUGCCUUCUAUAUUCCCGAUGGAACAUUCACAUCUGGAGCUAAGGGGUGUAUCAGGCAAAUCUUCAGCAUGUUGAGCAAAUGCCUCAUAUAUUCUACACUGCCAGAUCUAAUACCAAAUCUUCCCCCCUCCUCCUCUUCCGUAGCUCUGUUUGUCUUCACCUUUCUGUUGUACGCUGUCUCCAUUGCUGCCAUCGUGCUACUCUACGUCUAUUACACCAAAUCAGAUGGCUGUACCACAAGCAAGAUCUUUAUCAGUCUCAAUCUCAUCUUCUGCAUUGUGGUCUCCGUGGUCUCCGUACUGCCCAAGGUCCAGGAUGCUCAGCCUCAUUCUGGCCUUCUCCAAGCCUCCAUCAUUACUCUCUACACCAUGUAUGUCACCUGGUCAGCUUUGGCCAACGUACCAGAGAAACACUGCAAUCCCACUCUCCUGAUCAGGGUGGCAAUGAACAGCACAGCAGGCCUGCCUGAGGCUGGCCAACCAACUCAGUGGUGGGAUGCUCCAAGCAUUGUAGGCCUAAUCAUAUUUGUCUUCUGCACUUUCUUCAUAAGCAUCCGUUCCUCCGACCACACACAAGUGAACAAGAUGAUGCUCACAGAAGAAAGCCCAGCUAUGCUAGGGGGUGGAAACACUAACCUUGAAGAUGGGGUGAACCGGGCUUAUGACAACGAAGAGGAAGGCGUGUCUUACAACUACACCUUUUUCCAUAUCUGCCUCUUCCUGGCCUCCCUCUACAUCAUGAUGACACUUACCAACUGGUAUAGGCCUGAUGAAAGCCGCCAAGAGCUGACCAGCCCAUGGACUGCUGUCUGGGUGAAGAUUUCAUCCAGCUGGGUUGGGCUUCUCCUGUAUCUUUGGACGUUGAUUGCCCCACUUGCACUUCCAGACCGUGACUUCAGCUGAAAACUUUCAAAGAGUGCCAACUUCCCAAGGGAAAAAGUUACACAGUGCCAUGAGAAAUAAGCGAGCGAUGUCAAUACUUAUGGUUUGAGUGUUAGGUAUGGGCUCUCAAGCUUAUGAAGGCAGAAGUGACCAAUCCUCCUCUUUCCUGUGUCUUAUAUUCACAAAUCUACAAAUCUUUUUGUGCAUUGAAAAAUUUCUUUUUUUAAAAAAAGUUAAGCUCAUACACACACACACA